Molecule: messenger RNA, 648 nt
Organism: Didymodactylos carnosus
Lineage: Eukaryota; Metazoa; Rotifera; Eurotatoria; Philodinida; Philodinidae
Source: the annotation of a GenBank genome assembly
AUGGUUAAAGGCUCUCAACGUCGUUCAAAUAAACCAACUACAUGUGAUUAUGAAAGUGUAGCUACAGUGGAUAUUGAAGGUAUAGUUAAAAGUGUUCUCCAAUCUGAUGCUAUGCUGCAAGGAAUUUCAAAAAUUGUCCGUGAAACAGUGUUACCGUUAGAAAAACGUAUCAAACAACUAGAAGAUGAGUUAUUUGAAUUAAAAGUAGCCCAUGAUGACUUAGCUACCUAUGACAGACGUACGAAUUUAAGAUUCUAUGGUUUACCAGAAGAAGCGGGGGAAGAUACAUGUCAACUUAUUAUUCAAACAUGUGCUUCUAUUGGAGUAAAUGUGAAAACAGAAGACAUAAGUAUCAGUCAUCGUGUUGGUCCUGUAUAUAAUAAGAAGAAGAAUCCACGUGCUAUUAUAUGUCGUUUCAUACAUUAUAGAACACGUCAAUUUAUUCUUCAGAAGAAAAAGAAUCUUGAUAAACAAAUUUCAGUCAAUGAAGACUUAACCAAAGAUAAUCUGACAAUAUAUCGUUAUGCACGUCAAAAAUUAGGGAAAAUAUCAGUUUAUACAUUAAAUGGAAAGGUGAUGUAUCGUGAUGGUGUUAAACGUACUCGUUUAAUAUCAACAGACCAGAUUGAUCAAUUAUUAGAUGAUUGA